Molecule: messenger RNA, 2604 nt
Organism: Sphaerulina musiva SO2202
Lineage: Eukaryota; Fungi; Ascomycota; Dothideomycetes; Mycosphaerellales; Mycosphaerellaceae
Exons: 5
Coding region: 1-1533 (510 amino acids)
Biological process (GO): D-serine catabolic process
Molecular function (GO): D-serine ammonia-lyase activity
Source: RefSeq, a predicted model, not a curated record
AUGUCCACCCCCUCCUCCUUUCUCUACCCCUCCCCCUCCCCCUCCGCCCUCCAACUCCACUACAUUGGCAAAUCCCUCUCAGAAAUCCAACCUCCCGCUGCAAUUCUCGAUUUGGCCGUCAUUCGUCGUAAUUGUCAACACAUGUUGGAAACGACGAAAAAAUUGCAAGUGGGAUUUCGGGCACAUGUGAAGACACAUAAGACAAUCGAACUCUCCCGCUAUCAAGUCGGACUCAACAGCAACUCUCUCAAAUUCGUCGCUUCUACCAUUUCGGAAAUCGAGGGUUUACUUCCUUGGUUAUUGGAAGAAAAUCGAAAUCGAAAAGAAGAAGAAGAAGAAGAAAUUUCCAUCCUCUACGGUCUGCCUUUUACACCUUCUUCUCUACCUCGACUUGCGCAAAUUGCUCGAUUAAAAACAACAAAAAAUCCAUCAAGUGUCAUAGGCCUCUUCGUCGAUUCGCCAGAACAUAUUCAAUGUUUAAUUUCUUUUCUCGAAAACAACAACCACACCAACGAAAAUUCAACCGAAAAAGAAAAAGAAAUCUGGCCCCUCCCCAUCCCCCUCUACAUCCCCAUCGACGUCGGAGAUCAUCGAGAAGGCAUUUCUCCGCACCAUUCGUCGACACAACUUGUUCGAAUUGCUGCGAUUUUACACAAAUACACUACAAAAACAAAACACGCGUCGAAUAAUACAAAUACAACAAACAAAAUCAAGUUAGCAGGCUUCUAUACCCAUCGAGGAGGCAGUUAUUCUGCUUCGAAUCCUCAAGAGGCUUUAGGGUUCAUGAAGGAAGAAUUGGUGGGGUUAUACGAGGGUGCGAAGCAGGGAGGAGGAAAAGAGGGAAGAGAAGAGGGAAGAGAAAAAGAAGAAAGAAAAAUGGUACUUUCACUCGGAGCGACUCCUACUGCGACGGCGAUUCAGAAUCUCGUGUGGGAGGAGGAGGAGGGGAAUGAGACUACAGAGGCAGUGAGGAAAUAUCGGGAUAUUCUAAAACAGGUGCAGGAGAAUUUCGAGGUGGAAUUUCAUGCUGGUGUCUAUCCAGUCAUGGAUAUGCAACAGCUCGCGACCCGGGCACGACCGCAUCAGAGCCCCAUCUCGGGCCAGAGUCUGCUGUCAUUUUCCGAUCUGGGCUUUCGCAUACUCGUCGAAGUGGCGAGUUUGUACUUUGAUCGGGGCGAGAAGCCCGAGGCGCUGAUCGCGGCAGGUGGCAUCGUGUUCGGCCGAGAGCCAUGUAAGAGCUACCCUGGCUGGGGUGUCGUGACACCCUGGCCAGCGACUUCGGGACAAGUGUAUGAUCCAGAAGGCGACCGGACCGGCUGGAUUGUCGGAAGAAUCUCCCAAGAACACGGCAAUCUGACUUGGGAGGGUUCGCAGGACCAGUUCCGCAAGCUGGAGCUGGGAGAGAAGUUGCUGGUCUGGCCCAACCACGCGUGUAUUGCUGGUGUCAACUUUGGAUGCUAUCUGGUUGUUGACUCGGACCAAGCUGAUCCAGAUCGCAUCCAAGACGUGUGGGUGCGAUGGCGCGGAUGGUAGUGGUGUUGUUGUUGUUGUUCAGCGUAUGCCGAAUCUCUUUUCAUCGUCAACACAGUGAGUGCCUAGGUAGGCAUUGUUCCGGGACAGUCGUGGUUAUUCUGCGCGUUGUGCUGCAGAGUUGAGCUCGGCAGUCAGUUGGGCGCCGAGACUCGCCUCGCUAUGCUUCUCAUCAUCCUCCUCGUCGACGUUGUUGUGGUCUUCAUCUUGAUGGUCUUCGUCUUCAUCAACAACAUCAAUUCCAUUCAUUUCCGCCAGCUUAAUCAGGAUGUGACGUUGCGCUUCCAGCUUCUUCUCCAGCCUCGCCUCGGCAGCUUCCCGUUCCUUGCGACUUUCAUGGUGAAAGGUGGCGCUGCUGGACCGCCACUUCUCCUCGCGGGCGUGCACUUUAUCGGCACUGGUCUUCCGGCAGUGUUCCAGCCACGGGAUGAGUUUCGAGAUGUUGGAGAGUUCGGUCAUGUUGGUGGCACAGGCGGAGUUGAUGCUGAGGCCAAUCACAUCCUGCAUGGUGUCGAGUUUCUUCUCUACGUGGUCCAGAUCCGCCUUUUGCGCUUUGCCAAUGGCAUUGAUGGAAUCAAAGAGCCAUCCGCCUUGUCUCGUCCAUUCGUCGUGCCAGGUCUUCAUGAAGGUAUGGAGGUCGUCGAGGCGCUGCGGCACGGUAGACAGGGCAGAUGUACUGGCACUGCCAUCUCCCGUGGAGGGUUGGUCUGUCCUGGCUCGCUUGGUCGGUCUGGGGUCGGCAUGGUCGCGGGGCCUGCUCGUGGAUGCUGCUCCUGCUGAUCGAGAGCUUCCGGCGUCAGUGGGGGCGGGGAGGGGCGCGGAUGGAGGAUUGGUCGUCGUCGUUGCGGCGAAUGAGUCGGGGUCGAAGUGGGAGUCGGUCACGUCGACGGUAUAGACGUAGGAUUUCGGGGGACGAGAUAGGACAUUGAAGUUGAUGGUGGCCACGAUCUGCACCGGAUGGCCCUCCAAUUGUUGCAGGUCCUGGUGGAGGGCAGUGAGGGCGCUGCGGAGGUUGUUGCGGCGGUCAAUGGUGGCAUUCAGUAGCUUCCUGUCGCCGGUGAAGUGAUGCUCGAC